UCCAAGUUGUUUUCGACCCCAAAGUCCUAUUCACCUCACAGGCUGAGGCCAGGCCUAGCUUGCCUCUCUUCUGCUUUCGUCCAGCUCCCUAGAUACUGAUCUGUGCGACAUGCGUCAAGACGGCGGCGUCAGAGCCUUUGCGUCCGACGCUGACCGCCGCGCGGAUGGCACCGGCGGCCUGAAGGUCCAUCCGCAGAUGCAAGUCAUCCUCGACAGCUCGACGGGAUUCAUCAAGACUGACGAGUGUGGGCAGAAGCUGCGUGACUUAUACCGAACAGGCACCGUCGGCCAGAAUCCGAAUAUGUACAGACAAUUCGCACUGGAUUGUUUUUUGGGCCAGAUCGCCAGAGUCAAGCUGGCCGUCGAAAGCCAGGCACCUGACCUCACCGGAACCGAGACACCGUACAAGUUUGGCUACUGCACUCUGGUCGUGGCUGGUGCCCAGCGUGGCGCAGACCAGUGCCCGGGCGCGGACCACGCUGCGACUCUCAAGUACCUCAGCGGCAGCGGUGCACCUGUGGACUCCUGCGACAUCGUCGGCCUCACCCCACUGCACCACGCCGUCCAGAACACACAUGGCCCGACGGUUGCGCUUGCCCGCAUACUCCUCGAGUCGGGCGCGAACGUCAAUCAUCAGAACCGCUACGGCGAGGUCCCCUUCCUCACCAUGGUCCAGCUCGGCGACCCGCGCACGGUGGAACUGUUGAUGGAGUUUGGCGCGGAUAUUGACAUGCCCGACGCAGACGGGACGACGGGACGGAGCAUGUUCGUGAAAACGGGACCCGCGGUCACUGCGGCGGUGAUGAAGUGGCUGAGGAAGCGCAGUGGGGAGCAGAUGCCUCUCGACGGGAAGAUGUGCGCAAAGUGCGGGAAGACGGACGGCUCGCUCAAGAUAUGCAGCAAGUGCCACGCGGUCAAGUAUUGCUCUCCCGAGUGCCAGAGGGCAGACUGGCGGGAGCACAAGAAAACAUGCACGCCGUUCGACACUGCGACGUCCGUGACUGUCCGGCCUUCUUAUCGCGACAACGCUCAACUCGGGCUCAUGUCGUCCUCGGAGUUCGCGCGCAAUUUCUUCGGCAUUCCAACGACCCCGCGUCCCGAGGCGCAUAACCGCAGCAGUCACGUGCCACACUUGAGGCCUGGCCAGUCGAAGGCGAUGGUCAUCAAGGUGCAGGUGCCAUACACGGGCACUGCGCCGACGAUGCAGGAUGGGACAAUGCUCGUGUACGACAAGAAGCGUGAAUUCGUGUCGGCGUACAUGCGCAUCGCGCAGACCGUUUGGAUGAGGGGCGUCGGCGGCGCGAAAGCGUACUUCCCUGCAGAGUUGAAGAGUGCGGAUGAGCUCGUUAUCAAGGUCAGCGAGGUCCUGGCGGAACAACCUUUCUGAUGAUGGUCGCCUUCAGCGAAUCUCAGUCCUUGGCGUUUUGACUCCGGUUAACGAAUUUGGCUGCUAAUCCACCUUAUAAGUAUAGUACACAGUAUGUAUUCUUACUUCUCAAGGGCCUCUCGGUG
Molecule: messenger RNA, 1512 nt
Organism: Fomitopsis serialis
Lineage: Eukaryota; Fungi; Basidiomycota; Agaricomycetes; Polyporales; Fomitopsidaceae
Exons: 5
Coding region: 110-1387 (425 amino acids)
Cellular component (GO): nucleus; cytoplasm
Molecular function (GO): protein binding
Source: RefSeq, a predicted model, not a curated record